Alnus glutinosa is the source of this 2591-nucleotide messenger RNA. RefSeq lists its product as uncharacterized. The record is from RefSeq and is a predicted model, not a curated record. NCBI's taxonomy places the organism in Eukaryota, Viridiplantae, Streptophyta, Magnoliopsida, Fagales, Betulaceae. The coding region runs from base 427 to 2397 and encodes 656 amino acids. The transcript has 13 exons.
GCCACACCGCUUGAUUCUUGAAACCCAUCACCAGCUAAUCCUUACCAGACUGCCCCGACCCAUCCAAGUUCCUGUCCCCGUCCGAGCUCACCGGAAACUCGCCGGCAGCCACCGAGUUCAUAACCCAACGUGACCCUCUCGAUUUUGGACUUUUCCCGUCAUAUUGGAUCCAUCCCGGUAUGAAAACGAACUUAAAUUUUUUGGUUUAACGCUAGUGGGUUUGGGCCCUGACAUAGCUGGCCCAAAAUUGCAGCGCCAAGGAUUUCCAGGUUUAAAAUCUGCACAAUGCCUCAAGUUCAACCCAAUUAUAAACCAUGCCGUUUUAAGCACAGUGAGUCUUCUAGUUUUCCGCUCUGAACUUGGUGAUUUGGGAAAGAAAUUAGUUCUCUUGGAAAAUAUGCUAGUGGCAUAGAAGGAGUCUCAGUUAUGGACACAGAUCAACCACAGACAGAUGAAGAUCCAUUUCUUGCAUUCAUCGAUUACGCGGGGUCUAUGCUCUCUCCCGAAGGCGAGGAUGAUCAAGACCUGAAUGGAAACAGAGCGGAGACAGGCGGGCCCGGGUGGAGCUGGAUUGCAUCUCGGAUCCUCAAGACUUGCAUUGCCUAUUCGAGUGGUGUCACCGCCGCGAUUCUGCUAUCUGAUCUCUCUCAGGCCUGGAGUGAGCAGCACAGGCGUGGGGCUCCAAAGAGAGUGCCGGAAUGUAUAAAUCAAUUGAAAAUGAAACAUAGGAGAGCAAAGCUUCCGAACACCAUUUCUAUUGACGCUAUAUAUGAGAGGAAUUUUCUAUCCUUAACAAGUGUCUUGGAAGCUGUUAUCCUUGAUGCUUUUGCUCUCCCAGGUACAAACAUAUACAUGCUUACUUUGGGGGAUUUUCAAAGCUCCAAUACCAUUGAUCUUUAUCUCCACCGUAGAUACUACGAUUUGGUGGAUCCUCACAAUGGGGUUCUGAAGAAAGGGAGGGAGAUUUUCCUUACUGGAUGUUAUCUUCGGACCGCCGCUGAAGGAUCUGGUUCUCCACGACUUUUGCCAACAGAAUAUUUAGUGAUUUUGUUAGAUGAGGAGGAAGAUGAUGAUGCAAUGCUGCUAGGAGCUCAGUUUUGUUCAGAUUCUUUCUCUUCCAUUUCUCUUGAUGCAGUCAACAAAGGGGCUUCUUUUUCAUUGUAUGCUAGGAUUGAAUCUAUUGGGCCAUUGGAAAUUCAGGGAACAGUUGGUAGGUUACAGAUAAAACAAAUUACUCUUGUUGAUAACGAUGGUGUCAAGUUAAAGUUUCUCUUGUGGGGUGAACAGGUUCUCCUUGCUAAUCUUUUCAGUGUUGGAAGUAUGCUUGCACUGGAUAGACCAUAUAUUUCAAGUUCCAUACAGAGUGCCAUUGAAAUAAGUGACGAGUUUUGCCUUGAAUAUGGUAGUGCAACCCAAUUAUAUUUGGUGCCUUCCAUUCAACAUGAGGAACAAGUGUGUGUAGCAUUGACACAAAAUCGGUAUCAAGGACCAAGACUGCUGAAUACAUUGGAUUCUAGUCAGGAUUCAAAAGUUUCUCAAGUUUCCUUGCCCUGUGAUUCACGGGGUUCUAUCGACUUCAGUAAUUAUCCUUUUCAAUCAUUUGUGACAGACCUUCGUGACAAGAUGACUGGCAUCAGCCUCUAUGGUAUUGUUACAGAUAUUAUUAAAGAAAAACAUGUCACAGAAGCUAUUUUCUCUCUGAAAAUUGAAGAUACCACGGGGGCAAUUUGGGCAAAGCUACAUUUGGUCAAAUCUUGGUCACUGGGAAGAUUAAGCAUUGGUCACACGGUGUAUAUUUCUGGGUUAACAUGCUCUAUGACGAAGCAAAAAUGCCUGGAAGCAUUAUGGUUUGAGGAUAAUAUUAGGUCUUCUUUCUUCAACCUCAGUUGCCUCCCCGCAUUGCUUAACUCUUAUUGUCUUCAUAAAUGUUCGAGCCUUUGUGAUCUAUCCAGCCAGACUAUCUAUACACAAAUAUGUCGAGUGUGGCUUGACCAAAUUGCACAUUGUCAUGUCAAUACGAAAUUUUCACACUCUCAUUGUGGUCAUUUUGUUAACAAGACACCUAGUGGAGUUGUGGAAUGCAGCUUCUGUCAUUACAAUUGUGAUGCUGAAGUUGUGCGUACUUUCCAUCUGGAAAUCACUCUUGCAGAUGAGACUGCAAAAGUUUUCGCAUGGUGUACUGGUCAAACGGCAGCAGAAUUGCUGCAAAUAUCUCCCGAUGAAUUCUAUGAGCUGCCUGAGGAAGAACAGGCGAUGUAUCCUUCUUCGCUAGAGAAUGAGAGGUUCAUGGUUGCAGUAGUUAAUUGCAAGAGGCAGAGUGAUGGAAUUGGAGAUGGUCUCAUCCUAGAAAAUGAUGCCGUGUCAUGGGAGAUAACUCGUGCAUUGAAGUGUGAAUAAUAUUUUGUUGUAUAUAUAGGAAAAAGGAUGUUUUGGCUAUUCGACUUCACUGGAAAAAGUUGGUCUGGAAUUCUGUCCAGAAUGAAGUAGAUAAGUAGUUGCUGAUGGCCUUAUUAUGUAACACCCUCUUCCCGCAGGAAGACCAUAUUAUGCAUUGUUCAAACCAGAAACGCAAGGAUACAAGAAUUCCAUAA